AUGUCAUUAGCCAUGUGGUCUUAUCGUCUGAAAAGGACGCCAGUGCUUGCUCUGCUAAUCCCUUUGACUUUCGUUUUUGUCGUAUACUUACUGUUAUUCUCCAAGGAAGAAUCGUUACUAGGCCAGGAUGGUGAAUCAAUCGCUAAGCACAAGUGGGCGCACGAAAAGGAGAAGACAUUUUACUUCCCAUAUGCUCACAAGUUCACAGUUCCUAAAUACUCAUACAAGAAGAAAUCGAACUGGCUUUUCAAUGACAAGGUCGAAGACAUCAUUCCAGCGGGCCGUAUUGCGCAUUACGAUUUGAACAAAUUGGAAUCUACUGCUAACGCUGCUGUUAACAAGGAGCAGGUUCUCAUUUUGACUCCCAUGCAAACUUUUCAUCAAAAGUACUGGGAUAAUUUACUUCAACUGACAUACCCUCGUGAAAACCUUGAGCUCGGGUUUAUCAUUCCGCGCACUACCACUGGUGACAUUGCUCUCCGCAGCCUAGAGGCGGCAGUAAAGAAGGUUCAGACGGGUAAGAAAGAGCAAAGAUUUUCCAAGAUUACCAUCUUGAGACAAGAUUCACAAAGUUUUGACAAGCUACAAGAAAAGGAAAGGCACGAGCUAAAAGUUCAAAAGGAAAGGCGUGCUGCAAUGGCAUUGGCUAGAAAUGAGCUGCUUUUCUCGACCAUAGGCCCAUAUACUUCGUGGGUUCUGUGGUUGGAUGCGGAUAUCAUUGAAACUCCUCCAACGGUUAUUCAGGACAUGACCGCUCAUAAUAAGCCUGUUUUGGCUGCUAACGUGUUCCAACGUUUCUUUGACGAAGAAGCCAAGAAAAAUUCCAUCAGACCAUAUGACUACAAUAACUGGCAAGAAAGUGAUACUGCUCUGCAGAUGGCAGCUCAAAUGAGUGAAGAUGAAAUCAUUGUGGAGGGAUACCCCGAGCUAGCCACUUAUAGGCUUCUAAUGGCCAUGAUUCAUGAUCCUAGUGGAUCUCCAACCAAUGAACUGGCAUUGGAUGGUGUUGGAGGUGGUUGUACGUUGGUCAAGGCUGAAGUACAUAGAGACGGUGCCAUGUUCCCCAAUUUCCCAUUCUAUCACUUGAUUGAAACGGAAGGUUUCGCUAAAAUGGCCAAAAGACUAAAUUACGAAGUGUUCGGUUUGCCAAACUAUUUAGUUUACCACAUUGAGGAAUAG
Messenger RNA from Lachancea fermentati, 1179 nucleotides. The record is from the annotation of a GenBank genome assembly. Lineage: Eukaryota; Fungi; Ascomycota; Saccharomycetes; Saccharomycetales; Saccharomycetaceae.